AUGAUUUCUGAGCCUAGGAGGCUGGGGACUAGCUUGCUAGUCAUUGGCCAUUGCCCAGACUGUACCCUCUACAUCUCAGGUGGCAUAUGGCCUUUGGCAUUUUUAGAAUUUCUAAAUCUUGGUUGCAAUUUACUCACAGAACUGAGCUUUGGAACGUUUCAGGCCUGGCAUGGAAUGCAGUUUUUACACAAGUUAAUUCUCAAUCGUAAUCCUUUGCCAACAGUUGAAGAUUCUUGUCUUUUUAAAGUGCCAGCAUUAAACUCUUUAGACAUGGGAACAGCACAAGUGUCACUUACCGCAAUUGAAAGCAUCCUCAUGAUGACCCUUGAAUUGGAAACACUGAUCUUACCCAGCCGUAGGGCCUGCUGCCUCUGCCAAUUUAAAAAUACUAUUGAGGUUGUCUGUGAGACAGUCAAGCUGCGUUGUGACAGUGAACGCCUGAGGGACGUCACACGUUGUGAUGAAGAAACAUCUAUAGAGAAUGCAGGAGGAUCGUUGAUGAAGGUGUUACAAGCCCAGAAGAAGAACAACAGCACCGAGCUGACUAUUGAGUCAGAGAGGACGUCCUCACCUAACAGUGCUGUCAGCUUGUCAGGCUUCAUGAAUGAGCAGCUGGACUUUAAUAAUAAAAGUGAUAUUAUCAGUACACUAAAUUACAUACUGCCUUAUAUCUCAGAGGGAAAUCUAGGAGAUGUGGAAUCAACAUUAUUACCAUUCAUUCAACUUCUUUUUUCAAAUACACAAGAUGGACAUAUGCCGCUGGGCCUUUUGAAAAACAAUACAAGGAGCCCUUCUGUUAAACCUGUACCCAACAAUUCAACUAAAAAAAACAAAUUGAGGGAACUCCAUUUUGUGGAAAAUUUGUUAGAUGCAGAAACUCAAGAAAAAAUUGAUGAGGUUAAAAAGGAAGAAAAACCUGCCACGUGUACGCGUUCCAACCUUUUAAGUGCCAUGUUUACACGCUACAUCUUUCAAAAGAAAUUAGAAACUGCCCAACCACAGAAAGACAGCCUAGCAAAGAUUGAGAGUACAGAGGAAAAGCUGGUGAGAGUGAACAAGGUCCUAAGGGGCAUACAGAAAAUGCACCUCAAAGCAGUGGGAGAUGAGAGCGUCAGGAGGAAACAGAAUGCCCAGCCAUCUGUGGCGAACACUGCCAAAGAAUGAAAGCUCAGGAGGCCAUCCCCAAGAAAGCUGAAACAGCUCCUCAUGGUGCAGAGGCCCAGGAAGCUGGUGGGAAAGUCCUCCGAUGCAGAGUCUUCAUUCAUAAAGGAACACAAGGCCGCAGGCUCCUCUCCCCUCAAACCGUACUUCAAGGGCAGGCCUUGUGCCUCCAUCCCGCCAAAAUCCCCAUCUGAGGUUAAAAGCAAAUCAAAAGACUUAUCCAACGCUAUUCAUGUUUUCGAAGAUGCAAAGGCAAGAGUUAGAAAUAUUAAGGACUUCGAAUUAAUCUCACAUUCUGGAAAAAAAAAAUACAUCUUCCAUAAAAUUAGGUCUCAUCGGGUCCACAGAAAACCCAAAGUUAAAAGGAGUCAAAAGUUCAGAAAGAAAAGUUCACUUGAUAGAAUGAUGCUUGCAAGCCCUCCGUUUUCUGUCGUGAGGAGUCUCAUAAAUUCCCCUCCACGAGAGGCUGUUUCAUCUUCAGGAGAAGUGACUUCUCAGGAAAAUCCUUUUCCAGAAUUAUUUUCUCUUUCAGACCCUUCUGCAGAAAACACUACUUCAGAAAACAAUACUGCACAAAAUGUUUCUGAAGCAAUUAUUUCUACAGGAAACGCUACUCUGCCAGGAGGAACCGGCCCUGGAAACACUAGCCAUAGGAACGUCUCCACUGCACAUUCUACUGUCGCUGCAGACAACAGUAUGCCAGCUGUUCAACACAGCAACAAAACACAAUGGGAGCACCACAACAUGGUCACUGAAUUAUCCUCUAAGCCCACAGGCUUCACUUUCCCAGGGCUCGCAUCCCCGGGUGAUCAAGUUGAAACUCAGCUAAACCAGCAGCUCUGGUCCCUCAUCCCCAACAAUGACGUGCAAAGGCUCAUUUCUCAUGUUAUCCAGACUUUGAAAAUAGACUGCUCGGACACCCACGUGCAGCUGGCCUGUGCCAACCUCAUCUCUAGAACAGGCCUCCUGAUGAAGCUUCUCAGCAAGCAGCAAGAAGUAAAUGUGUCCAAAGCGGAAUGGGAUAUGGACCAGUGGAAAGCUGACAACUCUAUCAGUGAGAGCACAGAAGCCCAGAGUGAGCAGAAAGAGCAGGAGUCAAGUGAGCUCACAAAAGAAGUUCCAGGUUAUGACUAUAACAACAAACUCAUCUUGGCAGUAUCUGUACCUGUGGUAGUGACGAUUUGUGUUAGAAUUCUCUGUCUCAUUGAGAUUUCUUCUCCUAGAAUUUCAAAAGAGGAAGAUAGAAAAAGAAGCAGAAGGAGGGCUUUUUCGGGAGAAGGCGGCCACUUUGGCUUAGGGGUAUGUAUAGGCCUCUCAGCGCCACACGCAAGGAACACAUGACCCAAAAGCUACACGACAGGGAGUCUUCUGCUGAGGAUGAGAUAUUUCUGCAUCCCAGCAGAGGCCCAGGCUCAGCAUGCAGAGCCCACUGUGGAGGUAGAACCACCUCCACUUCCGCAGGAGGCUCCAUCUCAGCCUUCAGAGGCCCCUGAGGAACUAGAAACUUCAAGUCCUCAGGAGGCCCUCGCCCGGCCUUUGGAGACACUUAAGGAGGUCACUAAAGAGGUUGAACCUUCUCCAGUCCAGCAGAAGACCCCACCUCAGCCUCCAGAGCUCCUUAAGGAAGUUGUAGCUCAGUCUCCAUUGUAUCCCGAGGUGACAGUUCCAGCACAGAGCAGGAUCAUGCUGAGCAUCCAACAUCCCCCAGGAUCAAGAGCAGUGGUUCUCAACCAGGGUGAGUUUGCACACAGAAAUCUUGGUUGCAAUUUACUCACAGAACUGAGCUUUGGAACGUUUCAGGCCUGGCAUGGAAUGCAGUUUUUACACAAGUUAAUUCUCAAUCGUAAUCCUUUGCCAACAGUUGAAGAUUCUUGUCUUUUUAAAGUGCCAGCAUUAAACUCUUUAGACAUGGGAACAGCACAAGUGUCACUUACCGCAAUUGAAAGCAUCCUCAUGAUGACCCUUGAAUUGGAAACACUGAUCUUACCCAGCCGUAGGGCCUGCUGCCUCUGCCAAUUUAAAAAUACUAUUGAGGUUGUCUGUGAGACAGUCAAGCUGCGUUGUGACAGUGAACGCCUGAGGGACGUCACACGUUGUGAUGAAGAAACAUCUAUAGAGAAUGCAGGAGGAUCGUUGAUGAAGGUGUUACAAGCCCAGAAGAAGAACAACAGCACCGAGCUGACUAUUGAGUCAGACAGGAUGUCCUCACCUAACAGUGCUGUCAGCUUGUCAGGCUUCAUGAAUGAGCAGCUGGACUUUAAUAAUAAAAGUGAUAUUAUCAGUACACUAAAUUACAUACUGCCUUAUAUCUCAGAGGGAAAUCUAGGAGAUGUGGAAUCAACAUUAUUACCAUUCAUUCAACUUCUUUUUUCAAAUACACAAGAUGGACAUAUGCCGCUGGGCCUUUUGAAAAACAAUACAAGGAGCCCUUCUGUUAAACCUGUACCCAACAAUUCAACUAAAAAAAACAAAUUGAGGGAACUCCAUUUUGUGGAAAAUUUGUUAGAUGCAGAAACUCAAGAAAAAAUUGAUGAGGUUAAAAAGGAAGAAAAACCUGCCACGUGUACGCGUUCCAACCUUUUAAGUGCCAUGUUUACACGCUACAUCUUUCAAAAGAAAUUAGAAACUGCCCAACCACAGAAAGACAGCCUAGCAAAGAUUGAGAGUACAGAGGAAAAGCUGGUGAGAGUGAACAAGGUCCUAAGGGGCAUACAGAAAAUGCACCUCAAAGCAGUGGGAGAUGAGAGCGUCAGGAGGAAACAGAAUGCCCAGCCAUCUGUGGCGAACACUGCCAAAGAAUGAAAGCUCAGGAGGCCAUCCCCAAGAAAGCUGAAACAGCUCCUCAUGGUGCAGAGGCCCAGGAAGCUGGUGGGAAAGUCCUCCGAUGCAGAGUCUUCAUUCAUAAAGGAACACAAGGCCGCAGGCUCCUCUCCCCUCAAACCGUACUUCAAGGGCAGGCCUUGUGCCUCCAUCCCGCCAAAAUCCCCAUCUGAGGUUAAAAGCAAAUCAAAAGACUUAUCCAACGCUAUUCAUGUUUUCGAAGAUGCAAAGGCAAGAGUUAGAAAUAUUAAGGACUUCGAAUUAAUCUCACAUUCUGGAAAAAAAAAAUACAUCUUCCAUAAAAUUAGGUCUCAUCGGGUCCACAGAAAACCCAAAAAAAAAAAAAAAGGGAGUCAAAAGUUCAGAAAGAAAAGUUCACUUGAUAGAAUGAUGCUUGCAAGCCCUCCGUUUUCUGUCGUGAGGAGUCUCAUAAAUUCCCCUCCACGAGAGGCUGUUUCAUCUUCAGGAGAAGUGACUUCUCAGGAAAAUCCUUUUCCAGAAUUAUUUUCUCUUUCAGACCCUUCUGCAGAAAACACUACUUCAGAAAACAAUACUGCACAAAAUGUUUCUGAAGCAAUUAUUUCUACAGGAAACGCUACUCUGCCAGGAGGAACCGGCCCUGGAAACACUAGCCAUAGGAACGUCUCCACUGCACAUUCUACUGUCGCUGCAGACAACAGUAUGCCAGCUGUUCAACACAGCAACAAAACACAAUGGGAGCACCACAACAUGGUCACUGAAUUAUCCUCUAAGCCCACAGGCUUCACUUUCCCAGGGCUCGCAUCCCCGGGUGAUCAAGUUGAAACUCAGCUAAACCAGCAGCUCUGGUCCCUCAUCCCCAACAAUGACGUGCAAAGGCUCAUUUCUCAUGUUAUCCAGACUUUGAAAAUAGACUGCUCGGACACCCACGUGCAGCUGGCCUGUGCCAACCUCAUCUCUAGAACAGGCCUCCUGAUGAAGCUUCUCAGCAAGCAGCAAGAAGUAAAUGUGUCCAAAGCGGAAUGGGAUAUGGACCAGUGGAAAGCUGACAACUCUAUCAGUGAGAGCACAGAAGCCCAGAGUGAGCAGAAAGAGCAGGAGUCAAGUGAGCUCACAAAAGAAGUUCCAGGUUAUGACUAUAACAACAAACUCAUCUUGGCAGUAUCUGUACCUGUGGUAGUGACGAUUUGUGUUAGAAUUCUCUGUCUCAUUGAGAUUUCUUCUCCUAGAAUUUCAAAAGAGGAAGAUAGAAAAAGAAGCAGAAGGAGGGCUUUUUCGGGAGAAGGCGGCCACUUUGGCUUAGGGGUAUGUAUAGGCCUCUCAGCGCCACACGCAAGGAACACAUGACCCAAAAGCUACACGACAGGGAGUCUUCUGCUGAGGAUGAGAUAUUUCUGCAUCCCAGCAGAGGCCCAGGCUCAGCAUGCAGAGCCCACUGUGGAGGUAGAACCACCUCCACUUCCGCAGGAGGCUCCAUCUCAGCCUUCAGAGGCCCCUGAGGAACUAGAAACUUCAAGUCCUCAGGAGGCCCUCGCCCGGCCUUUGGAGACACUUAAGGAGGUCACUAAAGAGGUUGAGCCUUCUCCAGUCCAGCAGAAGACCCCACCUCAGCCUCCAGAGCUCCUUAAGGAAGUUGUAGCUCAGUCUCCAUUGUAUCCCGAGGUGACAGUUCCAGCACAGAGCAGGAUCAUGCUGAGCAUCCAACAUCCCCCAGGAUCAAGAGCAGUGGUUCUCAACCAGGGUGAGUUUGCACACAGAAAUCUUGGUUGCAAUUUACUCACAGAACUGAGCUUUGGAACGUUUCAGGCCUGGCAUGGAAUGCAGUUUUUACACAAGUUAAUUCUCAAUCGUAAUCCUUUGCCAACAGUUGAAGAUUCUUGUCUUUUUAAAGUGCCAGCAUUAAACUCUUUAGACAUGGGAACAGCACAAGUGUCACUUACCGCAAUUGAAAGCAUCCUCAUGCUGACCCUUGAAUUGGAAAAACUGAUCUUACCCAGCCGUAGGGCCUGCUGCCUCUGCCAAUUUAAAAAUACUAUUGAGGUUGUCUGUGAGACAGUCAAGCUGCGUUGUGACAGUGAACGCCUGAGGGACGUCACACGUUGUGAUGAAGAAACAUCUAUAGAGAAUGCAGGAGGAUCGUUGAUGAAGGUGUUACAAGCCCAGAAGAAGAACAACAGCACCGAGCUGACUAUUGAGUCAGAGAGGAUGUCCUCACCUAACAGUGCUGUCAGCUUGUCAGGCUUCAUGAAUGAGCAGCUGGACUUUAAUAAUAAAAGUGAUAUUAUCAGUACACUAAAUUACAUACUGCCUUAUAUCUCAGAGGGAAAUCUAGGAGAUGUGGAAUCAACAUUAUUACCAUUCAUUCAACUUCUUUUUUCAAAUACACAAGAUGGACAUAUGCCGCUGGGCCUUUUGAAAAACAAUACAAGGAGCCCUUCUGUUAAACCUGUACCCAACAAUUCAACUAAAAAAAACAAAUUGAGGGAACUCCAUUUUGUGGAAAAUUUGUUAGAUGCAGAAACUCAAGAAAAAAUUGAUGAGGUUAAAAAGGAAGAAAAACCUGCCACGUGUACGCGUUGCAACCUUUUAAGUGCCAUGUUUACACGCUACAUCUUUCAAAAGAAAUUAGAAACUGCCCAACCACAGAAAGACAGCCUAGCAAAGAUUGAGAGUACAGAGGAAAAGCUGCUGAGAGUGAACAAGGUCCUAAGGGGCAUACCGAAAAUGCACCUCAAAGCAGUGGGAGAUGAGAGCGUCAGGAGGAAACAGAAUGCCCAGCCAUCUGUGGCGAACACUGCCAAAGAAUGAAAGCUCAGGAGGCCAUCCCCAAGAAAGCUGAAACAGCUCCUCAUGGUGCAGAGGCCCAGGAAGCUGGUGGGAAAGUCCUCCGAUGCAGAGUCUUCAUUCAUAAAGGAACACAAGGCCGCAGGCUCCUCUCCCCUCAAACCGUACUUCAAGGGCAGGCCUUGUGCCUCCAUCCCGCCAAAAUCCCCAUCUGAGGUUAAAAGCAAAUCAAAAGACUUAUCCAACGCUAUUCAUGUUUUCGAAGAUGCAAAGGCAAGAGUUAGAAAUAUUAAGGACUUCGAAUUAAUCUCACAUUCUGGAAAAAAAUACAUCUUCCAUAAAAUUAGGUCUCAUCGGGUCCACAGAAAACCCAAAAAAAAAGGGAGUCGAAAGUUCAGAAAGAAAAGUUCACUUGAUAGAGUGAUGCUUGCAAGCCCUCCGUUCUCUGUCGUGAGGAGUCUCAUAAAUUCCCCUCCACGAGAGGCUGUUUCAUCUUCAGGAGAAGUGACUUCUCAGGAAAAUCCUUUUCCAGAAUUAUUUUCUCUUUCAGACCCUUCUGCAGAAAACACUACUUCAGAAAACAAUACUGCACAAAAUGUUUCUGAAGCAAUUAUUUCUACAGGAAACGCUACUCUGCCAGGAGGAACCGGCCCUGGAAACACUAGCCAUAGGAACGUCUCCACUGCACAUUCUACUGUCGCUGCAGACAACAGUAUGCCAGCUGUUCAACACAGCAACAAAACACAAUGGGAGCACCACAACAUGGUCACUGAAUUAUCCUCUAAGCCCACAGGCUUCACUUUCCCAGGGCUCGCAUCCCCGGGUGAUCAAGUUGAAACUCAGCUAAACCAGCAGCUCUGGUCCCUCAUCCCCAACAAUGACGUGCAAAGGCUCAUUUCUCAUGUUAUCCAGACUUUGAAAAUAGACUGCUCGGACACCCACGUGCAGCUGGCCUGUGCCAACCUCAUCUCUAGAACAGGCCUCCUGAUGAAGCUUCUCAGCAAGCAGCAAGAAGUAAAUGUGUCCAAAGCGGAAUGGGAUAUGGACCAGUGGAAAGCUGACAACUCUAUCAGUGAGAGCACAGAAGCCCAGAGUGAGCAGAAAGAGCAGGAGUCAAGUGAGCUCACAAAAGAAGUUCCAGGUUAUGACUAUAACAACAAACUCAUCUUGGCAGUAUCUGUACCUGUAGUAGUGACGAUUUGUGUUAGAAUUCUCUGUCUCAUUGAGAUUUCUUCUCCUAGAAUUUCAAAAGAGGAAGAUAGAAAAAGAAGCAGAAGGAGGGCUUUUUCGGGAGAAGGCGGCCACUUUGGCUUAGGGGUAUGUAUAGGCCUCUCAGCGCCACACGCAAGGAACACAUGACCCAAAAGCUACACGACAGGGAGUCUUCUGCUGAGGAUGAGAUAUUUCUGCAUCCCAGCAGAGGCCCAGGCUCAGCAUGCAGAGCCCACUGAGGAGGUAGAACCACCUCCACUUCCGCAGGAGGCUCCAUCUCAGCCUUCAGAGGCCCCUGAGGAACUAGAAACUUCCAAGUCCUCAGGAGGCCCUCGCCCGGUCACUAAAGAGGUUGAACCUUCUCCAGUCCAGGAGGAGACCCCAUCUCAGCCUCCAGAGCACCCUGAGGUGAUUGAUCCUUCUCUACUCCCAUCAAGAGGCCCCAAUGUUCCACUGCACCCUCUGGAUUUGGAAUUUACCAUGAAUCCAGAGGCCACUACGGAAGCUGAGUUUCCUACAGUUCAGCAGGAGGCCCUGGCUCCCCCUGUUGAGCAUCCUGAGGAGGCAGUAUCUUCUACAACCCAACAAGAGACCACAGCUAGGCCUCCAGAGCCUCCUGGAGAGGAUGAGACUUCAAGGGAGCAGUAG
Molecule: messenger RNA, 8604 nt
Organism: Mesoplodon densirostris (Blainville's beaked whale)
Lineage: Eukaryota; Metazoa; Chordata; Mammalia; Artiodactyla; Ziphiidae
Source: RefSeq, a predicted model, not a curated record